This is a messenger RNA of Dioscorea cayenensis subsp. rotundata (Guinea yam), 1254 nucleotides long. RefSeq names its product remorin 4.1-like. Bases 152 to 988 code for a protein of 278 amino acids. The transcript has 2 exons. The record is from RefSeq and is a predicted model, not a curated record. NCBI's taxonomy places the organism in Eukaryota, Viridiplantae, Streptophyta, Magnoliopsida, Dioscoreales, Dioscoreaceae.
ACUCUCUAGUAUUCUUUUAAAUCCCCUCAAUAAACUCCAAACUCACCACAAUGAAAACAAGUCCUCUUCUUUGAACUCUCUUUCUCUUUCUUUCUCUCUCUAAACGCGCUUUCUCUCUCUAAAAAGAAGAGAAAAAAACCAAGACACACACAUGUUGCACAACCAUCAAAGAACAACAAGAGAAGUAGAAGAAGAACAUCAUCAACAUCAUCAACAACAACAACAACAAGAAGAAGAAGAUGGAGACGAUGGCGGUGAAGAGGUUCGAGAAAUCCAUGCCCUAACGCCGCCGCCACAGCCGCAGCAGCAGGCAGGGCGAGGAACUCACUCCUGGGAAACCACAAGCCAUAGAUCAUCAACCCUAUCAGAGAUCCUCAGUGAGAAUUUCACCACCAUGAGCCGAGAGUUCAACGCGAUGGUCCUCGCCGGAUCUAGCCUUCAACCCGAUGCCCCAGGAGAUGGGACAAGCUUGGGUCGGAUCGGAGAAGAAGUAGAGGAGACGAACCCUCUAGCUAUAGUUCCAGAUAGGAAUCCUAUAGCAUCGCCAAGGCGUGGUGGUGUUGGGGCUGCAGCGGCGGCGGCGGCGGCGGAGGGGGGAGGAGGAGGAGGAGGUGGAGUGGUGGGGGAGGUGGCAGUGCAUAGGGUGAAGAAGGAGGAGGUGGAGACGAAGAUAAUGGCUUGGCAAACGGCGGAGAUAGCGAAGAUAAACAAUAGGUUUAAAAGGCAAGAGGUUGUCAUCAAUGGAUGGGAAAGUGAUCAGGUUGAGAAGGCUUCCUCUUUCUUCAACAAAGUUGAGAGGAAGUUGGAUGAGCAGAGAGCACGGGCGAGGGAGAAGAUGCAAAAUGAUGUUGCCAAAGCUCGCCGGAAGGCGGAGGAGAAGCGGGCCUCGUCGGAGGCGAAGAGGGGGACUAAGGUGGCUAGAGUGCUAGAACUAGCCAACCUCAUGAAGGCUGUUGGCAGAGCUCCUUCCAAGAGAUCCUUCUUCUAGUUCUCCUUCUCUGCUUAUGUGCAUUAAUUACUUAUGAUAAUAGACUUUUUAUCUUAUGAUUUGCAUACAUUUGAGUUUCUUUUGUUGGCUUUGUUUUAUCAAACAGCCUGUUUUUUAUUUCACUAAGGGGAAAAAAAACAACAAAAAGAAUAAGAAAGAAGCACAUGGGAUGAAGAAGAGUAUUUGUUUUGUGACGUUUGAGCAGUGAAACAAUAAUGGUGAAAAGAUGAUUGUGUUGUAAAGUUAUGUAUGCUUUUGUGUUUUAA